Molecule: messenger RNA, 1671 nt
Organism: Tupaia belangeri chinensis (Chinese tree shrew)
Lineage: Eukaryota; Metazoa; Chordata; Mammalia; Scandentia; Tupaiidae
Product: cytochrome P450 4A6
Exons: 12
Coding region: 46-1587 (513 amino acids)
Molecular function (GO): oxidoreductase activity, acting on paired donors, with incorporation or reduction of molecular oxygen; monooxygenase activity; heme binding
Source: RefSeq, a predicted model, not a curated record
GUCAGGGUCAGGCGCGAUCAGUGGCCCUGAGUCUUCCACUGCACCAUGAGCGUCUCUCUGCUGAGCCUCAGCAGCUUCCUAGGCGGCCUGUUCAGGCUCCUCCAAGGGGCCUCCCUGCUGGGCCUGCUGCUGCUGCUGCUCAAGGCAGCCCAGUUCUACCUGCACAGGCAGUGGCUGCUCAGAGCCCUCCAGCAGUUCCCGUCCCCUCCCUCGCACUGGCUCUAUGGGCACAACCGUGAGUUCCGAAAAAACCAGGAGCUACAACAGAUGCUGAAAUGGGUAGAGAAAUUCCCAAGUGCCUGUCCUCGUUGGCUAUUGGGGAGCAAGGUCUUUCUCCAUGUCUAUGACCCGGACUACAUGAAGGUGAUUCUGGGGAGAUCAGACCCAAAGGUCCAUGAUAUCCACAAAUUUGUAACCCCAUGGAUUGGGUAUGGUUUGGUGCUUUUGGAAGGUCAGACGUGGUUUCAACGCCGCAGGAUGCUGACCCCAGCCUUCCACUAUGGCAUCCUCAAACCCUACGUGAGGCUCAUGGCUGAUUCUGUCCAAGUGAUGCUGGACAAAUGGGAGAAACUUACUGACCAGGGCACUCCUCUGGAGAUCUUAGGACACAUGUCCAUGAUGACCUUGAACACCAUGAUGAAGUGUGCCUUCAGUUACCAGGACAGAGGCCAACUGGACAGGGAUUCCCAGUCCUACAUCCAGGCCAUCGGGGACAUGGGAAACCAAUUAUUUUCUCGUGUGACGAAUGUCUUUCAUUGGAAUGACAUCAUCUACAGGCUGACUCCUGCUGGCCAGCGGGCUCUACACAACUGCCAGAUUGCCCAUGAGCAUACAGACAGAGUGAUCCAGCUGAGGAAGGCUCAACUGCAGAAGGCUGGAGAGCUGGAGAAGAUCAGAGGGAGGAGGCACUUGGACUUCCUGGACAUCCUCCUUCUGGCCCAAGCAGAGAGUGGGAGCAGCUUGUCUGACCAGGACCUCCGUGCUGAAGUGGACACAUUCAUGUUUGGAGGCCAUGACACCACAGCUAGUGGCAUCUCCUGGAUCCUCUAUGCUCUGGCUACUCACCCAGAGCAUCAGCAGAAGUGCCGAGAGGAAAUCCAGAGCCUCCUGGGGGAUGGCACCUCCAUCUCCUGGGACCACCUAGACCAGAUGCCCUACACCACCAUGUGCAUCAAGGAGGCCCUGAGACUCUACCCUCCAGUACCUGUUGCUGGCAGAGAACUCAGCAAACCCAUCACCUUCCCUGAUGGGCGCUCCUUACCCAAAGGUAUCUCGGUCUCACUGUCCUUUUAUGCCCUUCACCACAACCCAGAGGUGUGGCCAAACCCAGAGGUGUUCGACCCUUCCCGCUUUGCACCAGGUUCUACUCGACACAGUCAUGCUUUCCUGCCCUUCUCAGCAGGGUCCAGGAACUGCAUUGGGAAACAAUUUGCCAUGAACGAGCUGAAGGUGGCCGUGGCCCUGACCCUGCUCCGCUUUGAGCUGCUGCCAGAUCCCUUCAGGGUCCCCAACCCAAUAGCACAGAUGGUGCUGAAGUCCAGCAAUGGGAUCCACCUGCAUCUCAAGAAGCUCAGCUCACCCUCAUGAGGACAACAGGCUCUGAAGACUUCCAAUUGCCGUGCUGUCCUCUUGUCCCCUGCUCUGGUCCACUGCCCACAUCCUGCUUGUACC